Sphaeramia orbicularis (orbiculate cardinalfish) is the source of this 2706-nucleotide messenger RNA. It is a transcript of the gene arpp21, whose product is annotated as cAMP-regulated phosphoprotein, 21. The record is from RefSeq and is a predicted model, not a curated record. The coding region runs from base 320 to 2347 and encodes 675 amino acids. The transcript has 20 exons. Gene Ontology annotation, molecular function: nucleic acid binding. Lineage: Eukaryota; Metazoa; Chordata; Actinopteri; Kurtiformes; Apogonidae.
UGUCGGUCCUCCUCCUCCUCCUCUUCCUCCUCCCCCUCCUCCCCCUGCUCCUCCUGCUCCGAAACAGACAGGCAAAAGAAGGAGGAGGAGCAACGGACCUCAGUCAGCCGUGUACAGCAGCCCCGUCGAUCCGGAGGCUACACCGGCAGAAGCCCGCGGAGGAGGGAAGACCGACAUUGCGUUCCGGGUCGGCAGAGAGAGGAACAGUAGAGGAGGCGAGCGGAGAGGAUAAUUGUGUUUCUGGCUGCCCUGUGGGAACAUGGGAUAUAUGACCUCAUCAUUCACCUGCAAGGCUCUCGAGUAAACAACUCCAGAUAGAAUGACUGAAGUCGCUGUAGAAAGUGUCGGCGUCAUCCUAAUGACAUCAUGCAACGUUAACAGUGGCUCCUCCCCUUCACCAUGUCUACCCCUCAGUAACCAGAAGGAGGAAGAGGAGUGUCACAGGGACUGCAAGAAGCCGGAGCUGCAGCCACAGAAACACUGUAACCAGGUGCAACCAAAGAAAAAAGUUAAGGCCAAAGGAAAGUUGGUUCGGAGUACGGCAGUCUGCGAGGAGUCUCCCCCCGAAGAAAUCCAUAAGGCAUCUCUAGACACAAGCAUCUCAUCAUCUAGCUGCCAUGAAAAUGAGGGGAGUUUGUGUAAGGCGGACGACCAGGAGAAGAGCACAGACCCAAAGAAAAACUCAGUGUCCAAAGAGUCCAGCGUGGAGUACACUGACUCCACAGGCAUAGACUUGCACCAGUUCAUCGUCGAUACCCUCAACAGCAACCCCAGAGACCGCAUGAUGCUGCUUAAACUGGAGCAGGACAUGAUCGACUUCAUCAUCAGCAAUAGUUCCUUUAAGAAGUUCCCCCAUAUGUCGUCCUACCACCGUAUGCUGGUACAUCGAGUGGCGGCCUACUUUGGCAUGGAGCACAACGUAGACCAGACGGGCAAGUCUGUCAUCAUCAACACGACCAGCAGCACACGCAUACCAGAGCAGCGUUUUCUGGAUGAGGUGCACAAGGACAAGAGAGAAGACAUCCACCGAUGGAAGUCUAUUUUGAAGAGAGACAACAGCUCAGAUGACCAGGCACAGACGCGACUCCACCCUUUGCGAGAGAAGCAAAGCAAGUCGAUGGAGGAACGAGAGGAGGAGUACCAAAGAGUGCGAGACCGAAUCUUCAACCAGGAGGUGAGACGGCCGCUCUGCACCCAGGAGAGCACCCAUGCAGAAACCAGGGCUGUGGAGGAGUACAAUCCAUAUGCUGAGACCCAGAGGAAAAGGCAGCUCUUCAGGGGAAGCCGUGACAACUCGGGCUCCAGCUGGACAGGCAGCAGCAGACAGAGCAGCUUCGAGGCCGACUGUCGCUACGGCAGCGACCCCAGGCCAUGGAGCAGCACUGAUUCAGAUUCCUCCUACCAGUGGACAAGCCCCACCCCCAAAGCCCGGCAGGCUGCCAACAACAGCUGGGACACACGAGGCUCCAUCUCUGUUUUCAGAUUGCCAUCCACUUGCCCCCACCCGUCUUCCCCUCCCAUCAUAGAAGAAUCUGCUCCUAACUCCACCUACAUUAUGGACAAUGGCAUCCCACCAGGAAGCAUAUUAAUGAACCCACAUACUGGGCAGCCUUUUCUGAACCCUGAUGGAACCCCUGCUGUGUACAACCCUCCAGACACUCAGCAGCCAAUCAGGAGCCAGACGCAGCUGCAGGGCUCUGCUAAUCCUCCUCAGCAGCAGCAACAGCAGCAGCAGCAGCAGGUGCUUCAGUACUCAUCUGUCUCGUAUACAGCCCCACAGAUGUUGCCUGUCACUCCCUCACAGCCGUAUUCUGCAGUUGAAGACCUCUCCACUCAGUUCGCUAAUGUGACCAUGAGCUGUCAAUCCACAGGGGAGGCCCCGCCCCUUUACCCUCCCACUCAGAGUUAUAUCUAUGCAGCUCCGCCCCCUCCUCCACCACCACCCAACCUGCCCAGCUACUGCCAGCCUUCACCACAGGUGCCUGUAUAUUUCUAUGGCCAGUAUCCUACCUCAGCUCAGCACCCCUGCAGACCUGUGUCCCCAAGCCAGCAGAUCCACAGCCAGACAGCACAACCGACAGCAGGUUACACCCCUGCUGUGGGGGUGCAGCAGUCUUCCCACACCCAAACACAGGCUGUGCUGGGGACCUACUCACCAAUGACCUCUCAUCAGUGUAGCAUGGUUCAGGGAGGAGUAUCUGUGUCCUAUCCCCAAAGUAAAGUUCUGGCUGGGGUUGGUGGGGAGGCGAGUUACUGCUGCGUGGUGCCUCCACCCUCCCACCACGGCAGCUGCCAUCCUCCCAGCUGCACCAACCUCAGUGCCCCGGCCUGGAGCGCGCAGUACUGACGACGCACAAACACCGUUCCUGUGUGACCACACUCACUUCUUACACAAACACCUUUUUUCACACUUGCUCACUCCCCUCACCCUCCUGAUGAUACCGUUCACACAUUCUGAGCAUGUGACCACGUACACACACACACACACACACAUACACACAUAUAUACACACACUUGAACACAACACACACCCUCUGUACCAAAGCUUAAUAGUAUAUUAUAAGAGCUGCUGUAUUGAAUGCAUAAUUUAUAUACACAAAUGGAGUUUUAUAUUGAUAUUAAAUUAUAUAUUGUGUUUUAAGGAAAUGCACUGUGUGAAUAGAAUAAAAUCUGUGGCUGGAUUGACAAGGUCACAUUUCUAUACGA